AUGGCAGAUACCAAGAACAGGAGCCGCUUCCCCGGCUUUAUCAAACUCAGCGACCAAGUAUAUCUCCGGCCUGCGGACGACACAAAUAAUACGGCAGUCAUAUCAGGCUCACCUGAUCCCACAACAAUUCUUCUGUACGCUUGGGGUGACGCGCAACCCAAACAUAUCGCCAAGUAUAUCUCAGGAUACCUGGCACUAUUCCCCAAUGCCAGGCUUCUUAUAGUCCUUGGCCCCAUGAUCAAGAUGUUCUAUAAAAGCCAUGAGCAGCGCUCCAAGGGGAUGGAAGUCGUGCUGAACGCAAUGCAAGGAGCCGAGUCAGCUGAGGAGCGUGUCCUUGUUCACGCCAUGUCCAAUACCGGCGGCGUGAAUUACGCAGCCACUCUCAAUGCAUACAGCCAGCGGUACCCUGGGGGUUCGCCUUUAGUGCACACAUUGUCCGUGUUCGACUCUACACCAGGAAGCUCAUCCUUCUUUGCCAACCUAGGGCCAUGGUCACGUGCUAUGGCCAUUGGUGCUGCGUCCUGGUUCCCAGGGCCCCUAUUCAUCAUGCAGGCGUUCGCCAUCAUCUUUCUACUCGUGACACAUGGGGUCAUGUUUGCCCUGGGUCAUUCAAGCCCUGCAGUCUUUAGCACGAAAGCGAUCAACAAUCCAGACCUAGAAGAUAAGGCAGCCACGCGUCUGUAUCUGUACUCCAAGAGCGAUGAGAUUAUCAAUUGGGAGGCGGUAGAAGAGCAUGCGGCAGAGGCAAAAGGGAAAGGAUUUCAAGUUGACCUGGAAAGAUUUGAGGACACACCGCAUGUUGGACAUCUUAGGGCACACCCAGAACAAUAUUGGGCUGCUGUGAGAGGGGCAUGGCACAGAGCGAGUAGCAGGGAAUGA
Molecule: messenger RNA, 879 nt
Organism: Neoarthrinium moseri
Lineage: Eukaryota; Fungi; Ascomycota; Sordariomycetes; Amphisphaeriales; Apiosporaceae
Exons: 1
Coding region: 1-879 (292 amino acids)
Source: RefSeq, a predicted model, not a curated record